Zingiber officinale is the source of this 2561-nucleotide messenger RNA. Its product is annotated as BTB/POZ domain-containing protein NPY4-like. The transcript is spliced from 4 exons. The record is from RefSeq and is a predicted model, not a curated record. Bases 650 to 2341 code for a protein of 563 amino acids. Lineage: Eukaryota; Viridiplantae; Streptophyta; Magnoliopsida; Zingiberales; Zingiberaceae. Gene Ontology annotation, molecular function: protein binding.
GCAUGGUCACAUGCUGCACUCUUGGCUCUCAUGCAAAUGUUGCAUAUGCUUUUCAUGUGGAUUCCUGCAACAUGGCCGGAUUCCUUUACCUAGAGCUGUUCGUGGCAUCCUCGAACUCUCCCAGUGAUCGCAUAAAGAAAUGAAAAGAUGCUCAUUGUCUGUGCCUCUAUUUAUUUCCUUCUCCUCGCGCAGAGAUGCUGUUGUGGCGUCACAGGUGAUUCGAUCCUUUGACAGGCGGACUUCGAUUUGAGGAAUGUGCAGUAAUCUCCAGAUCUUAACGACCUUGCGACUAGAAAAUAUGGCAGACGCCAUUAACUACUAAGGGAGGUCGCCUGGUGUCAGUUUGCUGCGAAGCUGGGAAACACAAGAUCUCUCCUUCCGAUUACAUCUCUUGGUCAUUUUCUCAUACAAGUGGUGGGGAAGGCAGAUGACCCAAUAUUUUUGUUGAUCCUCUGUCCUGAAACUGAUUGCGUCUUGAACCUCCUUUAGGAAGUCAUCUUCUAUAAGUGUGCCUGACAGUUUAGCUUCAAAGAGUUGGUAUUGCUGAUACGAAUGCUCGUGUUCUCUCAAUAUAGUCAAUACAAGUGAAGAAGUGCGUGCUCGGAAGACAGAAGUGAAGAGAAGGUGCACAGAUUUUGUUUGUCUCGCUAUGAAGUUCAUGAAGCUUGGAUCAAAGCCUGAUUCUUUUCAGGGUGAUGAGAAGGAUCAAAGGUUUGUAGCUUCUGAGUUAGCUGCUGAUAUCAUUGUUCAUGUCGGCGAAGUAAAAUUCCACUUGCACAAGUUUCCCUUGUUGUCCAAGAGUUAUCUCCUGCAGAAGCUGCUAAUGGCUUCCAAUGAUGACAAGGUCGAUGAGAUUUGCAUUACUGAUAUCCCUGGUGGAGCUACAGCUUUUGAAACUUGUGCAAAAUUUUGCUAUGGAAUGACUGUAACACUCAAUGCUCACAAUGUAGCCGCCACUCGAUGUGCAGCUGAGUACUUGGAGAUGCAUGAAACAGUUGAGAAAGGGAAUCUUGCGUACAAAAUUGAAGUCUUCCUCCGGACUAGCAUAUUUCGUAGUUGGAAAGAUUCGAUCAUAGUUCUUCACACAACAAGGUCUCUUCUACCCUGGGCCGAGGACUUGGAAUUGAUCACUCACUGCAUAGAUUCUAUUGCCUCCAAUGCUUGUGUUGAUACUUCUAAAGUGGAAUGGUCAUACACCUACAACAGAAAGCAGCUUCUAUCUGAAGUUCUUAAUCCACGACAAUGGAAUGGAGUUAGAAAACAGAACCAAGUGCCAAAGGACUGGUGGGUGGAGGACCUGUUCGAACUCCAAGUCCACUUCUUUAAGAAGAUAAUAUUGGCCAUUAGUGCUAGAGACAGAAUGUCCUCUCAGGUGAUUGGAGCUGCACUGGAAGCUUAUACCUGUCAUAGAUUAUCGAGUUUAGGCAGAGAACCAAUGAGAAAGGGAGGUGAUAGCAUGACCACUUCAUUUGUGGAGACUGUGAUUUCACUGCUGCCCUUAGAGAAGGGUUCUGUCUCAAGCAAAUUCCUUCUGAGGUUACUGAAAGUUGGAAAUUUGUUGAGUAUUGGCGAAACUGGCAAGAAGGAACUAACAAAGCGAAUAGGGCGCCAAUUAGAAGAUGCUUCAGUUCGUGAUCUUCUAAUCCCUGCGUCCGCGGAGAGUGCGAUGUAUGACAUCGACAUGAUUCUCAGUUUAGUAGAAGAAUUCAACUGCUCUGCUUUGGCUUCCGGGAAUUCAAGAACUGUUGUAGCAAAGCUAGUGGACGGCUAUCUUCUUGAGGUAGCACAAGAUCCCAAUUUGCCUCUUUCCAAAUUCGUUGAUCUUGCUGAGCUUGUACCAAAUGAACUAAGACCUCUGCACGAUCAGCUUUAUCAUGCCAUUGAUGCUUAUCUCGAGGGGCAUCCAGCGCUCGGCAAGAGAGAGAGGAAACGGCUGUGCGGUCUCUUGAACUGCAAGAAGCUCUCGGUGGACGCUUGCGCGCAUGCUCUGCAGAACGAGCGCCUGCCGUUACGGAUGGUGGUGCAGAUCAUGUACGUCGAGCACAUGCGCGUGUCGAUUUCUAUGGCCAGCUGCCAGGGUGGAUGCUCAAGGUCAGCCAUGGCGACCGUAACUCAAGAUGCACCUGUUGAUUCAAGCGGCGAUGACGGUCGAAGUAUCAACAAUGGCAAGACGACGAGAGGCAUGGUGCUACCGAAGAAAAUCCUCAAGAAGCUGUUGUCGAGUACAGGACAAUCAGGAGAGAACAAUGGCUCCUCGGAUGCCUCAGGAAGUCCGAUCUUGGCCAACCCGGAGAAGCAGAAGCUCACGCCUCCGAGGAAGGCAAGGCACUCGGUCUCCUAGCUGAGCAUCGCCAUUGCUGAUGAGCCAAGCAAACACUGCGAGAGAAUUUUGUCACCUCUCUGAAGUUUUGACGGAUCUAGCUCAAGCUAGGCGCUGUCCAAUUCUCGAGGCUAAAAUUCUGUUUAAAAAAAUAAAAUAAAAUCAACGCAGUGUACUGAUAAAUUCUCUGAUUAUAUUUAUGAACGAGCCUUGGCACAUUCACCAACACUCCUCCAGACUA